Messenger RNA from Plasmodium coatneyi, 4761 nucleotides. RefSeq lists its product as uncharacterized. The record is from RefSeq and is a predicted model, not a curated record. NCBI's taxonomy places the organism in Eukaryota, Apicomplexa, Aconoidasida, Haemosporida, Plasmodiidae. Bases 1 to 4761 code for a protein of 1586 amino acids. The transcript is spliced from 9 exons.
AUGCAUAAUCCCAACAGGAGAAACUUUUCGAAUAUACAAAAGAAAAAAAACGUGAACCAAAUUUUUCAAAUAAGAAAAGACAGAACUGAUCAAACUCCUUACACACACACAACAUAUAGUAGCGCGAAGCAUCCCAAUUCUAUGGUUAAUCCAAAUUUUCCAACUAAUGGAAAUAGACGAAAGGAAAUGAAUGAUGAAACUAUAUAUGGUUACAGCAACAAAGAGGUUAAGAAUACAAUUUUAGACAAGGAAAAUAUGAUAAAAAAUAAACUUUAUAACAACGCUAGCAGUGGAUUGAAGAAGAAAAAUUAUUAUGAAAAAUUAAAUGCUACCAAUAAUGAGGAAAAGGAAUUUGUUAAGCCGAAAAACACCGUUCUGAGUGAACACAUUGGUAAAAAUUACGUCGACAAAAAGUAUGGCGACAGUAACAAUUUGACGAAGGAUCGAUCCAAGUUUCGAAGAAUAGGUUACUAUAAUGAGGAGAAUAAUUUAAAAGCGAAUUCAGCGUAUGACGAUGUGAAUAAUGCCGUGUCUAGUAAGGGUGCUGUCCCAAAUAUGAGUGGCAGCGCUCCGUAUCGGAAGUUUAACGAUUUAAAAGCACCUCCAAGUGGAAGUGGCGGCCACAAGACCGAUGACCCUAUGAACAGCGCGAAAGGUGGUGCCACGGAGGGGGCACAUAGUCAGAAACAAAAUUUCGAUCCAUUUGGAAAGAAGAAUUUAAUGUACACCAAAAGUAACAAUGAUCAUAACGCGAAUUAUAACUACUCCAAAAUGAACAGAAAUCAGAACAAGUAUGGCAAUGCCGAUUUUAGGGAUCCUCCCCAGGGGACAGUUCCCAUGGGGAUAACAGGAGUAGCAAUACAGGGGGCGGUACCACCACGACAACCUCAGCCCAUUUCCUACAUGGGAAGGGACAAACUAUACCAUAAAAAUCAGAGCGAACAGAAUACUAACCCCAAUAUGAAUAACGUCAUGGGUGGAAAGGGUAUCUAUAAAAACGAUACACUAGCGCCAAAGGAUAAAAUCAUGAAUGAGGAGAAUUUUAUCGAAAAUAACAAAAUGAAUGAUAACGAUGGAGCAGCUUGUUUGGGACAUAACGAGUUCCAGAGGGAUAAAAAUGUUCCUAAUAGUAGGGGCGCCAUGAUGAACCCAAAAAAUGUAUACAAAAAAGGAACAAACCAUAGUAAGUAUAGUGACGACAUGGUUGUGGACCACGAAAGGGUGACUAAUAAUUACCCAUUGAAACAGUAUAACCCUAAUAUGAGAAGGAACCUAUAUGCCAAUUAUCCCAAUGCGUCUAAAAAUGAGAAAAAUAUGCCUCAGCAUAAAUACACCGUUGAUAAGGAUGGAAACAGAAAAAAGGAGCACCAGAAUUUUUCCCUAAGUACCAUAGACUCUAAUUAUUCUCAUCAAAAUGCUUUUGAUAAAAAGUUUGGUUCUAAAUUUGUCGACCCACAUAUGAUGGAUAGGAUGGAAGGCGUUAAGGAAAACCCAGCUGACUUUAGUGCUCGCCUGGGUGAGGCCAAAGGAGAUGGUAAAAAAUAUCCCAAAAGUUCAACUAACAAUAAUGAAAAGGGAAUUAAUUUAUCAGACACAGGUGCGCCAUUAGGCGGUAACGAGGAGGAUGAAUAUGUUGACACAGGCGAAUAUAAUCAAUACCCACAAUUGGUAGGUGUAGCCACCACCAAUAGUUGCGUGAACAAUAGUACAGGUGAUAAUAACGCUAAGCAGUCAUUUAGGGAAGGCGGCGGUAAUGCCAACUUGGGGGAGAAGCAAAGAUUUUUUGACAGGGCAGAUGUGAAUGUUCCUUCGAAAAGUUACGAAUAUAAUACAAUCGAUUCGGGGAAAGUUUCCCCAGAGUUUGGUAAUGACAAUACGAAUAUGAUGACAUGUGAGGGGAAAUCCGGCAACGUGGAGAAUGCAAAUGAUGUCGUCUCAAACGUGUCUUCGGUUAAUGUGAGUGCAGCCAACCUGGCUAGUGUCAAUAGAAUGUCUAAGGGGAAUACAGCUGGUAAUACGCACCACAAGAGAGAUAAGACUCUCCCUCAAAGUGUAAACCCGUAUGGUAGUACCCCAAAGUAUGAGGACGCCAAACAGGUUAGAAAACGUUCCAAUAAUAUGCAAGGGACGUAUAAAGGUAUGAAAGCCACGAUGUAUGAUCCUCCAAAUGGUGAGGACUACCAGAGGUACCCCUCAUCAGAGGAUUACAAUAAUAGUAAUAACCAUGUGAACAAUUUUUUUUACGAAAAUGUGAAUGACAACGAGGAGGAACUUAUGAGCGAAAAUGCGAAUGAACAUGUUGAUUUGGAUGAGAAUGAUUACAACCCGAGGAGGGAACAUAAUUAUGCGAACCGAAAAAUAAAUUAUAAGUACUACCCAGAGAGAAGUGUGAAGAGACUCCACCACGGUACCAUGAUGAAUUACGCAAAGGACAGUAAAAAAAGAGGUUCAUAUGGCACUGCGUUUAGGACUUACUCAGGGGAGUAUUACCCCGAGGAAGAAUGCACGUCCCAGAUGAACAGUGCCUAUGAGGAGUACCCGGAGGAGGACUACCCCGAUGUUUCCUACUCAGACAUGGAGAACCCUGAGGAUACGCGAAAUUACCAGCGGAGCUAUUCGCACGACUCCAAAAGCGAAAAAGGUGCGCUCACAAUCAUCAGACUACCAGCCGAGAACAAAAAACAAGUAAAAAAAAAAAAAAAGAACAUAGUUAGUAAUGGGAAGUCCUUAGUCGAAAUGUAUAGUACAGCCAUUCCGAUAAACGAACAAGUGGACCCCUAUGCAUUAAAGGCACUAUCAAAGAACGAAAACUUAAAUGAGAAAAUAUAUGCACUCAUUCCAAAGUCAGUGGUUGAGGUUAGUGAAUAUGACGAUGUUACUCAUGUUACUUUACAGUCUUCUUCUCCCCUUUUUGUUAAUCAAAAUGAUAACGUGAAGCAGCACAUUAUAACCACCGCGUAUCAUCAGAAGAACGAUGACAUUCCUAAUAUCGCGUCUUGUGUCGUUCCGGAGUCGGAUGAAUCGUUGAAAGAGUCGCUGGAAAAAUCGAAGGAGUCCCUAAGCGGAGGAGAAAACGAUAAAAAUCUGAAGUCCAUAAUCAGGGGAACGUCGCUCAGAAACAAAAGCGGAUCAUCGCUGAGCGUCAAGUUUAUGUUAUCGCAAGGAAAAAAUGAAAAUAAAAACAAGUCCCUAAAAGGGGAAGAUAGUGAGAAAGAAUUAAAUAGAAAAAUAGAAGAUCACAUCCUAUCGGAAGAAUUAAGAAAUUUAAAAAUUGACAAAAGCAUUACGGAAAAAAAAAGGGCUUCGAUAUUUGAUGAGCCGAAAACGAGACUAAGACAGGAAAAGAAAAGCGAUCCAAAUAAUAAGGUCGUUUUGGAUUCGAAUAAAGUAAAAAAUGCCACAGAAAUUAAGUUAAAGAAAAUUCAGCAUGUUACUGGGUUGCUGGAAAAAUAUGACAUACCGAACCCGUUCGAGAGUUACAGCAUGGAUCCUGUAGAUUAUUCCCAAUUGGCUGGAAAGAAUAACAGUGCAAAGUUGAUGAGCCUGGCUCACAUGGUUUCAAACAACUACUACAAGUACAUUUUAAAGAGCAUGGAAAAGGAAGAAGUUAAGGAAGUCUUCAACGAGAAGCGGAAAAAAAUGAUCCUCAAAUUGAUAGCCUUGUUAGGCAACCAAAUAAAUUCAGAAAUUAAGAAAAAGUUUUCAGAGGCCAAUGCGGCAGACACUUCCAAUGAAAGCGAACUGAAGAAGGAAGACGAUGUGAAGCCAAAAAUGAGCCCAAAGGAAAGGGAAAUAAAAGUUGAAGAACACAAUUUGAUAUGUCAGUACUGGGAAAAACAGAGCGAAUGUAUGAGCAUGCUAAUAAAGGAGUGGAAUAAGAUUUGCGAAAUUUUAGAGUCGAUAAAUGUAGACCCUAACAACAUGGUUAGUUCUCUGAUCUCCCUGUAUGGUGAAAAAACUGUCAGCGAUUUUCACCUGAGUUUCGACCAGAUAAAGGAAUCCAACAUAGAGCUGGAUGUGAACGUUGAUGACAUUUCCAUUCCGAACAUUGGGGAGCCGCCCGAGAAUAAGUUCGACCCAUCUGGACUGACCGUGGGGAGCUUGAUUCAGGACAUGAAGUGGGAUGUGGACCUGGAGUUCUCACUUAACCAAAUAAGGGAAGAAUGGAAAAAUGAAAAUAAGCAGAAUAAGAAGCUGAUACAGAAGAAGAUCGUCGAAGGAAUAAAACACAGAAUAGGACUCCUGGACUACCUGAACAAUGUAGAAGCGAACUUAAACGCAUUCGCCAAAAUAAUCGAAGGAAGGAUGAUAUCGAAUGAUGACGUGAAAAGUCAGUUGAGGUCUAUGCAGGACUUAAAUGAGGAUGGAAUUUUGUCGAAACUUUUGGAAAACUUAGAAUGUAAUAAAAUAGAUAUAAAUGCAGAUUCGUUUAGAACUCCGACGUCGUUUUUCAUUUCGCACCAUUUGCCUAUGACUAUGUGCUCACUGAGUGAUAAGUCUAAAAUGGACGACGUGGAGGAGAGGGAAGAAAAUGGAAACAGCGAUGGUGGGCAAGGUAGCCACAGUGAAGAAGGAGGCAGAAACAGUAUUUGCGACGGAAGCGGAAAUGGGAGUGGAAACGGAAGUGACAGCGGAAGCAGCAACGACAAUGGCAAGGGUAAUGAUAACCACAGUGAGCAUGAACAAAAUGAAGAAAAUGAAAAGAACUCUGAUGAAAAUAUCAGUGAAGAAAAGCAAAGCGCCAGCGAAGACAACGCGUGA